Messenger RNA from Erpetoichthys calabaricus (reedfish), 1974 nucleotides. It is a transcript of the gene rars2, whose product is annotated as arginyl-tRNA synthetase 2, mitochondrial. Gene Ontology annotation, biological process: arginyl-tRNA aminoacylation; mitochondrial translation. Gene Ontology annotation, molecular function: ATP binding; arginine-tRNA ligase activity. Lineage: Eukaryota; Metazoa; Chordata; Cladistia; Polypteriformes; Polypteridae. The transcript is spliced from 20 exons. The record is from RefSeq and is a predicted model, not a curated record. The coding region runs from base 151 to 1887 and encodes 578 amino acids. Gene Ontology annotation, cellular component: mitochondrion; cytoplasm.
GUAGUCUAGGCGGAAUUAAACGAAAUACAAAAUGUGUCUUGAGUGCCCUUGUUUAGUUAGAAUUUCUUUCCUAUAGUUAUGUGCUUUUUUUUUUUUUUAUCAAAGCCACUAAAUACAACGAGAGAAUCGUGACUGGGAUUGUUUGCAUACAUGGCGUGUUAUUUUAGAAGGGCAAUCGCUUCUCAGCUCUCCAAGAUUUUGGGACCUGCUGAAGAAAAUUUUCUUCCCCUUAUACUGGCUAUCCCUGUCUCCAAAAAACACCAUUCCCCUGACUUCCGUUUAUCAGUAAGCUCCCUGGUUGAGAAUGGAUGGAUACAGCCGGACAGAAGUGUCCAAGCACAGACUGAGCUGCUAGCAAAACAGCUGAAAUGUGACUCUUUGCUUGAUGAAAUACACUUGAAUCAGGGAGGAAUCCAUUUUAAAUUCAACAGGAAACUGUUGGCUGAAAGAGUUCUUCAGCAAGUCUUGAAAGAUGGACCUUACUUUGGAGUCAAAAGUCAACUUUUCAGUCUGUGCAAAAAGAAGAAGGUUGUGGUGGAAUUCAGCUCACCUAAUAUUGCCAAAAAAUUUCAUGCUGGCCACUUAAGAUCCACUAUAAUUGGUAACUUCAUAGCAAACCUGAAGGGAGCUCUUGGUCAUUCUGUAACAAGGAUCAAUUAUCUUGGAGAUUGGGGCCUACAGUUUGGUUUACUGGGCAUUGGAUUUCAAGAGUUUGGUUCUGAAGAAAAAUUAAAAUCAAAUCCCCUCCAGCACCUGUUUGAUGUGUAUGUGCAAGUAAAUAAAACAGCAGAAAAAGAUGAAAAUAUCAAAAAAUCAGCUCAAGAAUUCUUCAGACGUCUUGAAACUGGUGAUGUUCAAGCAUUGUCAUUGUGGCAGCACUUUAGAAAAAUUAGUAUUGAAGAGUAUGAAAGAAUAUAUAAGCGUUUAGGUAUACAUUUUGAAGAGUACUCAGGGGAAUCCCUAUAUCAGAAGUCAUCUCAGACAGUCCUAGACCAGCUUGAAAAACAAGGACUUCUCAAGAAAACAAAGGAAGGAGUAGGUGUGGUGGAUCUCUCCGUUGCUAGAGAUAUGACAUCCUGUGCCACUUUAGUGAGGAGUAAUGGCACUUCUUUGUACUUAACCAGGGAUCUUGCAGCAGCAAUUGAUAGAAUGGACAGAUUUAAUUUUGAUGAGAUGAUUUAUGUGACAGAUAAAGGACAACAGAAUCAUUUUACACAAAUGUUCCAGAUCUUGAAGGCAAUGGGGCAUACAUGGGCAGAACAUCUUUACCAUGUUCCAUUUGGGAUUGUUCAGGGUAUGAAGACACGAAAAGGAGAUGUGGUUUUCCUAGAGGAUGUUUUGGAUGAAGCUCGCUCAAGAAUGCUGCAAAAUAUGAGCAUUUCAAAAACAACCAAAAACUUGGAUGACCCUGAAGAAACAGCAGAGGAUGUUGGGACCAGUGCUAUUAUUAUCCAGGAUUUCAAAGGACCUCUGCUAUCCGACUACAAGUUUGAAUGGGACCGGAUACUGCAAAGCCAGGGUGAUACAGGUGUCUUUUUGCAGUAUACACAUGCUAGACUUUGCAGUUUGCAGGAAAUUAACAACUCUAGCAGUGAAUGUUCUUUCAACCCAGAAUGUCUUCAGGACCCUGCAGCCAUUGCUAUUUUACAGCACCUUCUCCGGUAUGAUGAAGUGCUGUUCCAGUCUUCAAAAAAUCUUCAGCCUAGGCAUCUUGUCAACUUUUUGCUAAUGCUUUGUCGCCUUGCAGCUGUUGCUCAUAAAACUCUGCCUGUCAAGAAUAGCCCUCAGGAAUUAGCUCAGGCAAGGCUGCAGCUUUUUAAGGGGACCUGCACUGUUCUCGCCAAUGGCAUGAGGCUGCUUGGCAUUAAACCAGUGAUAAAGAUGUGAUUCUGCCUUUAAUUUGUUUUUUAAUGCAUAGUUGUGUCAACUGUCCAAAAACAUAGUAUACGCAAGAAAACUGCAGUACAAAAAUUA